This is a messenger RNA of Mytilus californianus (California mussel), 703 nucleotides long. Its product is annotated as helix-loop-helix protein 13-like. Gene Ontology annotation, molecular function: RNA polymerase II transcription regulatory region sequence-specific DNA binding; protein dimerization activity; DNA-binding transcription factor activity, RNA polymerase II-specific. The transcript is spliced from 2 exons. The coding region runs from base 73 to 678 and encodes 201 amino acids. Lineage: Eukaryota; Metazoa; Mollusca; Bivalvia; Mytilida; Mytilidae. The record is from RefSeq and is a predicted model, not a curated record. Gene Ontology annotation, biological process: developmental process; regulation of transcription by RNA polymerase II.
CAAACGAUUUAGAAAUCUAUGGAAAAAUUGGAAUAACAUAAAAUACUCAGAAUUUCUGUUAAAGAAACAAAUAUGGAUGUACAAAGAGACAUUCCUCUACAAUUUUACAACUAUUGCCGUGCGUUUGAAGAAGAUGUAGUCAACGAUUGCUGUGAUUCCGGCCCUUUGCUUGUCGACACGUCUACCGACUCGGGAAUGUACAAACACCAAAUCGACGACGGACAAAUGCAGGGUCUUAUUGGACCAAACCAAACAAUGUGUAUUGGUGAGGACGAUGUCUUUGUGGACAGUUUCGACGCCCGUAGAGAUUAUUUUGACUAUAGAUUCGGCAUGAAGCCUCAAAGGCAAGCAGCUAAUGUUAGGGAACGGAAGCGAAUGAUGAGUAUAAACUCUGCUUUUGAAGAACUCCGUUCAUUUGUGCCAACAUUUCCAUAUGAAAAACGACUCUCUAAAAUAGACACUUUGCGCUUGGCCAUUGCUUAUAUUGCUUUACUUAGAGACAUGUUGAAAUCAAAGGAGACAGAUCCACUACUCUUUCUUGAGCAAUCUCUAAAAUCUGGUGUUGGUGGAAGAAGAAGGGCUAUUUGGAACACUAGUGAUCUUAAAGCACGUUUGUCUUGGAUUAGAUGGGAUAAUCUUGGAGUUCACCGUAGACCAAAGUUAGAAGACCUUUCGUGAUGAAUCGACUAUACCACUUUAUACU